Molecule: messenger RNA, 2614 nt
Organism: Oldenlandia corymbosa var. corymbosa
Lineage: Eukaryota; Viridiplantae; Streptophyta; Magnoliopsida; Gentianales; Rubiaceae
Source: the annotation of a GenBank genome assembly
GGGUAACCCGUAACUGUAACUGUAAAUCAAACGGGUGGGUCGGGUCAAAUGACCAUUCUUUAUUUUAUUAUUAUUAUUUUUUUUUCAACACACUGAUGGUAACGAGUAAACGAGAAAAGACAAUUUCACAUUUUCUGGAUUACCGAAGCUGUGGAUCCAUAUCUCCAUGGCCAGAUGCUGAAGCUAUUUUGACUGCUUCUCGGAUAUCAAUCCUCUCCAAAGUUUCCCAAGUCGGGGAGAGAAAUGGAGUCGUCGUAUUGUUGUUUUGAGGAACUGGAUUUGCUAUAAAUGUAAAAGGCUUGAGUAAGUGUAAAGAUUGGAUUUCCGAGUUUCAAAUUGAUCCAAAACUCUUUCAAAUAGAUUCCAGUUUAUAAGCUUAAGGGUUUAGCCACAUGAGCUAUGCAAAAUGGUAAACUGGAUCGUCAUGUAGUUAUCCUGAACGUUAUGUUUGUAGGCUCAAAUCAUUUAUUGUGUGAAGUUCUUCUAUUUUGUAGGGAGUUGGUAAUACUUUUGGUGCGGUAUUGCUGGUUAUAACUUUAACAAUGAUGGAUCCAAAUAGACACCAUGAACACACUAUGAUCAUAGAAGAACAAGAAGCCCCGCGAAUGCAAAUUGAUCCAAGCAGGGAUAGGUUCCCUUGCUCCAUCGUUUGGACACCUCUCCCGAUCCUAUCGUGCUUUGUCCCUUUCAUUGGGCACAUAGGUAUUUGCCGAGAGGAUGGUGUAAUCUUGGAUUUUGCAGGGCCAAAUUAUGUGUGUGUGGAUAACUUUACAUUUGGGCGACCUACAUGCUAUUUUCAGAUCGGCAAAGAACAGGACUCUGCUUCUUAUGAGAGUGAAGAUGGAUAUCAACAAGGACCUAACAGAGACACACGAACAUGGGAUGAUGCCUUGCAAAAGAGUACACAAGAAUUUCAACAUCAAUCGUACAACCUAUUGACUUGCAAUUGCCACUCAUUUGUCGCCAAUUGUUUGAAUAGGCUGAGAUUUCGGGGUGGUAGGUGGAAUGUGGUAAACCUAGCUAUUUUUAUCUUAUUGAACGGCAAGUUCGUGAAUAGAUCAUGCAUCGUAAAAACCUACCUUCCGUUCCUGAUAGUGUUUAGCCUGGGACUCUUUUUCGGAGGAACAACUUUCCUCACCUCAUUGGCAGUCUUUUUUUCUAUUCUCAUAGGUUGGUUUCUUCUUGGUACAUAUGGCUUCAAGAAGUUGAUUUACGUGUAGUCUCUUUCUCAUUGAUGCUUAGCUUUUGUAUAGCUAUGGUCGUGAUGUAUUUUGACCUUUUCUCCCUUUCGAAAUUUCAUAAUGACGAAAUUCAUAUUCUGAUUAACGAGUUUGAUAUAUAACACCAGAUAUUGGAGAUUGGGUGCACUCACUUCUGUAUCUGGAUUCUGGUGUAGAACACAAGUGAACAUGUUUUUGUUUUUCCCCUUACAGUUUAUAGCUGGUGUAUUAGCUUUUUGUUUCUAACAUUUGUUAAGUGCUCUCAGUUUCCCACAAUAACCCUCCUCAAAGUGAGGGAAAUGUCUGCAAUUUUUUUAGGUAUAAACAUGAAGUACCAAGGCUGUAGAUAGUUCUCAAAGUUUGUUCUCAAUGGAAGAUUGGAAGGUUGAUGUGAUCUUUUUUCUUUCAUGGACUGCUUACUGAUUGGUGCGCAGUAAAGUUUGAUGCUGAAAUUUGUGUGAUUCUUACCUGUGAAGAUUACACUAGUAUUAUAAUCCUCUUUCAAGUCAUCUUUUUGACCAUAUCAUGAAGAAUAGCUGCUUUAUUCCUUCUAUCUUCAGCAUCCAGAGAUUAAUGUCUUUAGUUUUUUGAAAAGUAAACAUACUGAAACUUUAUUCACAUAUCUUUCCUUUUUCCUUGUUCUUUUCUGGGCCGCAAAAUAGAUUCAAACAUUUGCUAGGUUGAUCCCCCUUAGAUUCUUUGCUCUAUCAUAUCAGUUGGAUUCCAGAAAAACAAGUUAGCAUCACGCAGGGCAACCCGAAGCUGAUUAUUUUCUCGGCCCCGAACUCGGAAAGGACCACUGCAAUUUGGAAUGGGAUGCGCCGACUAGGGGAUGAAGACUAGUUGACGACUUCUAUUAUGAAGUAAUGUGUUUGAACAAGUUAUGCAAUUGGUACAGAAUAUAAAAGGAACACAAAAGAGUUCAUGGUGGAUGCCUAGUGAAAACCAGAAAGCACAAAAAUCCCCUACCCCUCUUAUCCUUGCCCUUUUUGUGUAAUUGAGCAUCUCAUCUUUGUACAUUGUACUUUUUAAAGUCGUAAUGGAAUCCAUUACUAUCGCCAAGUAGGAUGUAAUUUUCGCACAUAUUACUCCAAAUACGUUCAAAAGACAAAGUCUUUCUCCACUAGUUCUUCAAGUAAAUCCACAAUUAUAAUCUCCCCCUCAUAUGAGACUCCGUACCUCAAUGAAAUUCACUUGUAGAAUCCAUCCUCGACUACUUUUUACCUUUUCUUUUGGCAAAACAAUUUUUAUUUUUUUUUUCCUUUGAGCCAAAUGUGUAUUUGUUAAACCCCAAGAUGUGCAAUUCAACCAUUCUUGUCCUUCAACCUAAAGUUUGCAUACUUGUCCAUCAGAAGAUUCAGAACCAUCAACUUCGCUAUUGUCAUCGGUACCAC